AUGAUUGUUUUUUAUACUGGUGCCAGCUUCGAAGUAGCACAAGACGCUUCUGAUGAUACUAGAUUUGGUGCAUUGUUAUACAGAAAAAACUUUGUGACCGUUAAUUACGGUUUUUGCCAUCUGCUAAUUGUUUACAACUUCGAUGUACAUGUUUCUUUUCUACAAAAAGAAGGAAAAAUAGCAUUCCGAAAAUCUCUAUUUGGUGUUUGGCAAAUCGAUUAUGUAGCAUCAGAAGAUGUUAUACCUAUAUAUGCCGCUGCGUGCGGAUAUUUAGCCAAAAAAAUAUAUUGUGUGGGAGGACUAUCCACAGCUGGUAUCACACCUUCUGAGGCUAAGAUGAAUAUACUUGAUAUAAUUAAAUAUAAUGGAAGUACGGCCAAAGAUUUUUCCACGCAAUGGGAGACGAUCACUGACGAUGUAACAACGGUAAAUUUGGAACCCAGAAGGUUCACUCAAAACAUACAAUACCCUGAUGGAGAAUCAAUGUUGAUAAGUGGGGGUCUUAGUUCGACAAACUUACCUUUAAAGGAUCCAACUGUUGUUUUCAACGGCAAGACUAGAUCAUGGAGCCAUUUUGAACAUUACGAGGAAUAUCCGUAUGGAAUCAGACAAAUAUAUCAUGCUGCUUCCGUAUAUGUUCCUGGACAAGGAGUUGGGUUUUUUGGUGGCAUGGGAGGUAGUGGCACCAAUGUUAGUGCACGAUAUAUCUAUCAGGGAGAGCCUUUACCAGAGAUGGGUUCCCCAAAUGAAAGUAACCAGUAUAUCGGGUAUACCAACCUUACAUUUUUUAAUCGUGAUAAUAAAGAUCAGCCUUGGUCCGCCUUCCCGACCCAAAUAUACCUACCCGGUUUUAUAAAGUAUCAGCAAGCUAUCUUCAAUCCCAAAACCAAUACUAUUCUAUUUUUUGGGGGAUCUUACCUGAGUGAACGUAAUUUGACAGACGAAACGCUUUAUACCCUCGAAAUUUCCAUGGUAUUCAAUAUGCAAAAUGGCCAUUGGGGUGAUCAGGAAUUGCUGGGAAUACCACCCAGUCCCAGAAUUGGUCAUUCAGUCACAUUGAUAACUUCUGUCAAUUCCAAUCGAAACCACGUUCUCCUCUACGGCGGUCAUAUUACGUAUAAUGACAUAGAUACACUUGUUUCUGAUUACUGUUUUACCUUGGAUCUGGAUAUAUAUCAGUGGACUAGACACGAUUUACAAGCUGACUCUGAAGUUUCAAUGUUCAGAACACAACACUCUGCGCUUUCUAUAAAUAAUGAUACGGUUUUUAUUGUUUCUGGUAGAGAUAGCACUAAAAACGCAACACUGGUACCUAUUAUGCUUAACGUGACUGAUCCUACGCGCAUUAGCUUACUAGAUAAAUAUACUGCACCUUAUAUCGCACCAGAAGAGUCUAUCAGCGACCCACAAAACUCAGUACCUGAACCUGAACCGAAACUAAGUUCCGGGGUAAUUAUUGGUAUCUCAGUAGGAUGUACAGCCAUGGGUUGUAUUUCCAUUGCAGCGCUUUUAUUAUGGAUCCAUAAAAAAAGAAGUAAACACCAAAUGGAGCUGAUGGAAGUUGAUUGGGAUGAAAUUGAUCAGAAAUAUGCCGGGACACCGCUCGAGCUUUCGAACAACUCUUCUGCUGGGCCAGAAAAACCAGAUGUUUUCAGAGAUUCAAAAUCGGAUACCCAAGUUCCCGGUUCUAUCGAAGAUACAACUGCCGAAAGCAAGACAUACUCGAUACAGAAACCUGACGGAUUUUGA
This is a messenger RNA of Mucor mucedo, 1749 nucleotides long. RefSeq lists its product as uncharacterized. The record is from RefSeq and is a predicted model, not a curated record. NCBI's taxonomy places the organism in Eukaryota, Fungi, Mucoromycota, Mucoromycetes, Mucorales, Mucoraceae. The transcript is spliced from 11 exons. Bases 1 to 1749 code for a protein of 582 amino acids. Gene Ontology annotation, molecular function: protein binding.